Limanda limanda (common dab) is the source of this 2973-nucleotide messenger RNA. It is a transcript of the gene eepd1, whose product is annotated as endonuclease/exonuclease/phosphatase family domain containing 1. The record is from RefSeq and is a predicted model, not a curated record. The transcript is spliced from 7 exons. Gene Ontology annotation, cellular component: plasma membrane. Gene Ontology annotation, biological process: DNA repair. The coding region runs from base 351 to 2018 and encodes 555 amino acids. NCBI's taxonomy places the organism in Eukaryota, Metazoa, Chordata, Actinopteri, Pleuronectiformes, Pleuronectidae. Gene Ontology annotation, molecular function: DNA binding.
GGGCAAAGUCUCAGGGAUCGGGUGAAUCUGAUUUGCUGGGAGGACACACAGGCUCCAGCUGCAGGCGGAGCAGCUGAGCCGGGCAGUGUGUGUGUCUGUGUGUGUGUUUGUGUGUGUGUGGACACAUGCAGCAUGUAGCCGGGGGCCGGAGGAUCACUGAUGUUCGGUGCGUAUUUACCAGCUUUAACCCAUUGAAGAGCGAUGCUGUCAGAGCCUGUGUGUGAACCCGUGUGACUCUCGCUGCUGUCUGCGUCAUGGUCCUUUCAGCCCGUCCUCUCUCUGUCUCUGCCGUGGCCCAGCGUCUCCUCCCGACCGCCGCACUCCCCCAGCCCCGGUGACCCGCUCCAGCCAUGGGUGGGAGUCUGGGCUGCCACCGCUCCAUUCCCAAGGACCCCACGGACUUCAGCUGCGGGAAGCGCAAAUUCAGCGCGGCGUGCAACUUCGGCCACAUCCUGGUGAACCAGGAGCGACUGAACAUCAACACUGCCACCGAGGAGGAACUCAUGACUCUGCCGGGAGUCAACCGCACUGUUGCGCAGAACAUCGUGGAGUACCGGGACUGUAUCGGCGGGUUUAAGAAGGUGGAGGACCUGGCACUGGUCAGCGGCAUCGGAGCCACCAAGCUGGAGGUGAUCAAACUGGAAAUCUGCGUGUCCAGCAGGACCAGCUCGUCCCAGCACUCCCCGUCCUCCCUGCGCAAAGACCUGGAGCACCAGCCCUGCACCGGGAUUAAUAUCAACACCGCCACCCCGGCGCAGCUCAUGAGCAUCCGCGGCAUCACGGAGAAGAUAGCCAAGAACAUCGUGGGCUACCGGGCGGAGAACGGCCCGUUCAAAAACAUCGAGGACCUGGUGAGGGUCACCCACAUCAACAGCUCCCUGCUGGACAGGAUCCGCUUCCAGGUGUACGUGGAGCGCUCCAGGGCGCCGUCCACCAACACCAACGGGGGGCUGACCUGCACCAAGUCCCACCCGAGCCCGACCUCACUCAGCUUCAGGAGCGACGACCUGGACCUCCCGCCCGGAGGACCGACCCAGAUCCUGUCCGUGCGGCCCAACUUGGAGCCCCCGCCGGGGUUGCGGGACGGGAAGCCCGUGGUGCGCCUGGGCACCUGGAGCCUGCAGGGCUGCUCCUGUGACAAGGCCAACAACCCGGGGGUCAAAGAGGUGGUGUGCAUGACCCUGCUGGAGAACGACAUCAAGUUACUGGCCGUGCAGGACCUUCUGGAGCGGGAGGCUCUUGAUAAGUUCUGUGUGGAAUUAAACCAGGGUACACUGGCCAGCAUACGGAAGUGGAAGUGGCCACGAGGGCUGUGGAAAAGUGUUGUGUCUGAAAAACCCACUGGACACUCCAGUAAGGGAGUGAGCUACUCUGGUUUUCUGUGGGACAGCUCGUCCGGUAUUGACCUGAAGGACGCUUCUGUCUUGGACGCUCCUGUUGUCAAUGGCAAUGGGCAUCACACCUACCCUCUCCUCUACUUGGCUCACUUUAUUGUUGGUUCAUACGAACUGACAGUGGUGAACGUUCACAUGCAGGCCACAGCUUCACCAGGAGAAUCAAACGGAAAGAACCACAGCACAGAAGAAGUCAAAUGUCAGCGCCUCUCGCCGAGUAUCCAGGAGACACUCAAAGCUGAGAGGGAGUUGCUGGUGCUGGGAGAUUUCGGCUCCCCCCCUCAGAGCUCCGAGCUGGACAUACUGAGAAAAGAGAAACUCUGUGCCCUGAUACCAUCCACCCAGUUCACCAACAUCAGCACCCGCUCACCACAGGGCACCCAAUGCCUGGACAACAUCUGGGUCAGCCGCUCCCUCAAGAAGCUCUGUUCCGGCCACAGCAUGGUCGUGCGGGAGGGCUUGACCAACCCCUGGAUCCCAGAUAACUGGUCAUGGGGCGGCGUGGCGUCAGAUCACUGCCCUGUGGUGGCUGAGUUUUAUGCAGACGUGUCCCCUAAGGAGCUGAGCAGGCCUGGUAUGGUGGCGGUGGACAGAAGAGACAUUAUGCCCAAACAUGAACGGUGACAUCAUCCACAGUGACACUAGAGACUGUGGUGGAUGACAUUAGAAUGACUUUGUCCUGUCUGGAUCCUGCUCUGUCUUGUUGGGACAUGGAAUUAAAGAGCGUCCUGAUGAAUGUGAAGAAGCGCCAAGACUGCCUUUUGCGUUUCCGUUUAUCAGUGUAUGAUAGUGACUGGUAAGUCAUAGAACAACACAAAUGCUCAGACAAAAUAAUGUACUAAUUCAAGAAAUGUGCCAACCAUUUUCUAUAUGUAAAUGAAAUAAAGACAAAUUGAUAGAUGCUCCUGCAGUGUCUGAAUAAUAAUCAUUAAUGCAAAUAAGUGCAGUAUCCAUACAUAAGGGGCCAGACUCAUCAGAGGCCUGUGAUUGGAGAGGAAGAUAACGUCUCAGCCUCAGAGCUCAUGAAGGCUUUGCUCUUAAAUUAUGUACGUGAGGCCGCUUUGUGCACGUGUGUGCUGCCGUGUUCCUCUGUGCUGGAGAUGAGGUGACACGGCAGAGGACACUGCUGUUCUCUCAGCUGCUCAUCAACCACAGUGAUGCUUUCGAUGAUUAUUUACCCGUUCUGUUUUAAUAUAUACACUAGUCUUCACCAAUUAAGAAAAAUAUGACAUUAAACAUGAAGAGACUGCUACUGUAAGUGAUAUUAUACUGAGGGAGACCAUACAGUAUUUGUUGGUCAUUGUACACAUGUGGAAAAUACAGAUACUUUAGCUCUGGUUAAGAGCCAGUAAGUGAGAUUGGUUGAUUACGUGUCACAUUUGAUUCCUUUUAAUAAACUCAGCCCUGGUCUGACAUCUUUUCAAGUAAUUUAUCACGGCACAAUUCUUUAGUUCUUUUCUACAUGAAAUACUUUAAGAUGUGUUUUUGUAGUUUGGAAGGAUCAGAUGACCUGAUUUCCAUCAAGUUAUGCCAUUCAAAUGUUGUACCCUUUUCAAAAAAUAAAUCAAAUUGUAUUUUC